GUCAGAGUUAAUUCAGUCGCUGAAGAUGGCGGAGGCCGCUGCUGCUCCUCGACACCGGUUUUUCUGUCACUGCUGUAAAGGUGAAAUAGACCCAAAGCUGCCGGAAUAUGUAUGUCCCAGAUGUGAGUCUGGCUUUAUUGAAGAGGUGUCAGAAAACUUCAGUCUUCUUCAGAAUCAGGAUGGUGCUGCUGGGAUAGGCAGUGAUGACGUGACCUCACAGUUUGCUGAGCUGUGGCAGCUGCUCUUCAUGGAGCAUUCAGCCCUGCUCUCCGAGCCCUCGGUCACAGACGCGCUCCGCAGCUCCGGGCUCCAGCCAACAGUUGCUGAUCCUGCCUCUGGGACGGCGGGACCUGUAGCGUCCGUUGAGAAUCUGUCAGACUGCACUGAGCCUCAACAAAACAACCCACAGACAAACUCCAGACAGGAUCAGGGACAGGCUGUGGAGGGGAUUGUCCAGCAGUUCCUUGCAGGUCUGUUUUCCAAUUCAGACAGUGCAGGUCCCCAAACCUCCUCAUGGUCCAGCGCACUGCACUCAAACCCUGGAGAUUAUGCUUGGGGACAAGGAGGUUUGGAUGCGGUCGUAACACAGUUGCUUGGUCAGUCUGAAAACAGCGGCCCCCCUCCUGCCGAGAAGGAGAUGAUCUCAUCUCUGCCCACCGUUAGCAUCUCCUCAGAGCAGACUGCAUGCCGGCUGGAAUGCCCCGUGUGUCGAGAGGAGUUUUCUGUUGGGGAAUCUGUCCGACAGCUGCCCUGUCUGCACUACUUUCACAGCAGCUGUAUUGUGCCCUGGCUUCAACUGCACGACACCUGUCCAGUCUGUCGGAAGAGUCUGGAUGGUGAAGACCGGGGUUUCCAACCACGACCAGAUCCUCAAGAAACAAUACCAUCGCCUCCAGAUUUACCGGAACGCAGCACCUUUGAGACUCUUUAGCCUCUUUCCUGCCUUUAUCACUUUAAUUAUUCACCAGUGCUUCGUGGAGCCUCUACAAGACCUCAGGUGCCUUCUAUUUCAUUUUAAGCCAGGCAGAAAACCAACUUUGAAUAAGCAUCAAUCCAGUUGUUACUCGUCAUCACAGUUUGAGAUGCCAAAAUCGACUAAAAAAUGUACUAAUAUACACUCACAGUGUACUGUAAUACAAUAUAAAAUCAUGAUCGUAAUGUUUAUAUCCAGAUAAACAGUAGCUAUGUUUCCAUUUAAGGAUGCAAACUAGGCUUAUGAGCAAAACUCAACACAGGCUCAUUGUGGAAACGUACCCCUGUCUACAUUUCUGGAGACUGAAAAAUAUGUAUCCAGAGGUAUGUCUGGCUAUCUAUGUACCCAGAGGUAUGUCUGGCUAUCUCGUUUUUCAUCUGUAAAACGAAUUCUAUGGUGUGGUAUGACUCUGCCGGUGCAGAGUGCACCUUAAAGGAUUAAGGCCGUCCCAUUACACUUACUGCAACCCAGGCUCAUUGUGGAUAUGUACCCCAAUCUACAUUUCUGGAGACCCCCGAGAUAUAUACUCAGAGGUACGUCUUCUUGCAGUUUUUGUUUUCACGAAUCCACCAGAGACCGAUGUGUACACUUGUUUUGAUGAUCUCAAUUUUUCUUCUGCACGUGCACAUCCUCGUUUUGCAUAAAUCCACCAGAGGGCGCAAUAACAUACACUACAGCCAGCCAGCUUGCUGUUGACUGACUGAGCCACCCGCUCCCUUCCCUAAACUCAACCGAUAGUGUUUUCAAAAGCAAUCUAGAAAAAGCAAGGCGGCCACAGCCACGCAAUUUUACCACGUUUUCAGAUUUUACCACAUUUUCGUUAUGUAUUUAUUUUUUGCUUUUGUUUUAAUGGGUUUCUGGAAACGUUCUUCACCUGACUCGAACACUGUUGUUGUGGUCCUCUCCGCUCCAUGUCCCAAGUCCACUAGCGUACAUGGAAAGCUAUUGGGCAAACUGGUAAGCCGCCCAUAAAGAGGUAAGCGGUCAGCUGGUAGCGCGAAAACAGAAGCCGUUGGCAGCCCCAUUGUUUUUACAGACGAAAUGCAGCCAGACGUAAAGAAAUGUUGACAGGAGUACGAUUCAUUAAGACUUUGAUAUACAUACUGGAAUGUUUUUUCUGAUAAAUGCGUUUUCCAUCUGAGCCUGGUUUCUCUCAAGUUUUUACCUUCACUUUCAUCAAUUGGUGAAGUUUGUUCCUCGCCACUGGCUUGUUUGGUUUGGGACUUGUGGAGCUGCGCAUCAAUGGAUUUGCUCUUCAGUGUUUGGACUUUCAGCAGUGAAAAUUAAACCACACUGAACUGAACUAAACUGAAAUUCAAAUCUGAAAACUGGACUGACAUAGUUUCACUUUACUAGAACUUCUAUGUUAAGUUGCUUUAACACAGUCUACAUUUUAAAAGCGCUAUAGAAAUAAAGAUGAAUUGAAUUUCCAUCAUAGUUCAUACACAUUUAUUCUUAUAGAAUAAAAAUACUCUGUUGUGGUCAAGUUUUUUUUAUGCACAUUUUUAAAUAUUAUGCGCAUCUUGGUGUUUUCAUUAAGCAUUAUUAAGGACAUUUUCCAAAAUGCGCAUAAAAAUAGAUGAAUGGAAACAUAGCUAGUGAUUCGUCUUUCAUAAAUGACUAAAAGAUCGAUCCCUGGAAAGCAGCAAGCCAAGAGACUGUAGUUAUUACAUCAUGAUUUUGUAGAUAUAGACUCAUAAACUGAUCAUAAAUGACUAGUGAGAUUUCAGUUUAGUUGAGGCUUGGAGCCGACUUGGACAACUUAAUAUCUGGAAAUUGCGCCCAUAAAAGAUGUUUACAGUCCAGCCGGAGGUAAAACAUGAUAAUUCCAGGCUGGAAGAAUCGCAGUGUUUUAGGUGGUCUGCAGGACAGCAGCUCACCGCCGCUGAGAUAGAUGAUACAGAUGUCUCAGGGGACACAGUUCAAGUUGCAUAUGCAUUUUUAAUAGCGUGGCACACGUUUACCCUAUAGCUGCUUCAGAGCUGACGUUUUAAUACCUCACAAAGUAGUUUGCCUUACCUGUCGAAGGAUGACAUCUGCUUAACACAUGCCUUUGCUUUUUUUUUUUUUUUUUUUGAAGGCGUCGUAGAAAUGCAAAGAUUUAGAUAUAUCUGCUGGAGUUUUGCACUGUCAAAUGUUCAGUUUGCUGAUGUUUGAUGUUUUGGGUUGACAGUCUACACUACUGAAUUCUGGUUGAAGUUGACUGACUUCACUAUGUGUGUUUUUUUUUUUUGGUUUGUGGGUUAUAGUGUGGAAAAGUUGUAUAGUUUUGGUGUUUUGAAGCUGUUUGAUGUUACUCUGUGCUUAUUCUCAGGGUUCCUUCCUUGACUUUCUGACCCAUAUUUUGAUAUUGAGUCCCAAUAUAAUUUAUAAGUUCACUUUACAAAAUGGCCUGUAAACAGUCAUUUAAAUUUUUUGUACAAUCGCAAAUAUGUUAAUAUUUUAAUAAAAUAAGUUUAAAUGUUUACAAGAAAGAAUAAAGAAUGCUACCAUAAAUAAAUAAAUCAACCCAUAAGGCAGACUGAUGCAAACUGAUCUCUCAAAGCAAAUAAAUACGUUCCUAUGUUAUUACAAAUUUUGUUAAAUGUUCUUGGCAUCAAAGUGUUAAAUUCUUGAUCAAUAUACUAAACUGGAAUAUGCGUACAAUGUUGUUUUGCUUAUUGAUCUAGAGUUUUUGCAUCAUCCUCAAAGUCUACAAAACUCUAAAAACACAAUACCAGUUUUAAUGGUUUUAAAUGAGAUUGUCUUGAAUAAUUAUUGGUUUCUUAAACAAUCUGAUUUUGACUAGAUUAUCAGCACAACAAUGGAAACUUCUAAUAUUUCCCCCUGGCAUCAUGUUGAAAACAGUACUGGGCCUAAAACAGAUCCUUACAGCGCACCAUACAUUGCCAACAUUAAAAUAGAUAGUUCCCUGUUUAAAUAAUGUAUCCGACAAGUAUUUGAUGUUGAUAUUCAGAGAGUGUGUAAUGACAAUAUAAUGCUGGUAUAUUCGAAAUAAUUGUCAUGACACAAAACUGUUAAAUUAG
This is a messenger RNA of Danio aesculapii, 3999 nucleotides long. It is a transcript of the gene rnf115b, whose product is annotated as ring finger protein 115b. Gene Ontology annotation, cellular component: cytoplasm; nucleoplasm. Gene Ontology annotation, biological process: positive regulation of DNA-templated transcription; ubiquitin-dependent protein catabolic process; protein ubiquitination. NCBI's taxonomy places the organism in Eukaryota, Metazoa, Chordata, Actinopteri, Cypriniformes, Danionidae. Gene Ontology annotation, molecular function: ubiquitin protein ligase activity. The record is from RefSeq and is a predicted model, not a curated record.